CACAUUUCCCAUAUAACACUCACCAGUUCCCUAUUACUUUGCAUAAACUAAAAACAGAGGCAAAAAAACAGAGCAAUAAGAACAGUUCAAAAGAAGAAAAAAAUAAAAAAAAGGAGAGAAAUCUGACGCUAUUGAAGAGGCAGAAGAAAUAGCUGAAUUGGGGAUCAUCUGAGAAGCUACCUGCCCUGGUCGAUAUAUGGCUUGAUUAGAAUUCUGUGAAGAGAAUUUUUUUUUUUUAACUAGGAAUAGUGUGAUUGGAAAGAUGGGUUACAUUUGUGAUUUCUGUGGGGAUCAACUGUCGAUGGUAUAUUGUCGAUCUGAUGCUGCCUGUUUAUGUUUGUCAUGUGAUCGAAAUGUUCAUUCUGCUAAUGCACUUUCGAGACGCCAUUCAAGAACACUGUUGUGUGAAAGAUGCAAUUCUCAACCUGCUUUUGUUAGAUGUGCAGAAGAAAGAGUUUCCCUCUGUCAGAACUGUGAUUGGAUAGGUCAUGGUGCCUCAACCUCGAAUUCAACACAUAAGAGGCAAACUAUUAAUUGUUACUCUGGUUGCCCAUCAUCUUCGGAACUUUCUUCCAUGUGGUCAUUUUUCCCGCAGUCCCCUCCAGCAGGUGAAUCGAGUUGUGAGCAAGAAUUAGGUCUAAUGUGCAUCACAGAAAACAUAGAGAGGACUUCCUGGGGCGCUAUAGAAAAUACCAUAAAUCAGAAUAGUGCUGGUGUUGCUGAAGUUAAUCAUGACUCCAAUACCGAUAAGGGAAUCGGCUGGGGUGGGACUUCUUCAAUUCCUGAUCUCAGAUCUAUGCCUCGAGUUCUGGAUCAGCCGCCUGGACCAACAGGUGCAUCAUUACCCAAGUGUCCUGGAAUAUGUGAAGAUGCUCUGUAUGAUGACUUCAACAUGGAUGAAGUUGAUUUGAACCUUGAAAAUUAUGAAGAGCUCUUUGGUGUAACUCUCAAUCAUUCAGAAGAACUGCUAGGGAAUGGUGGAAUUGAUAGCUUAUUUGGGACGAAGGACAUGGCUGCUGCUGAUUCCAACUGCCAGGGUGCAUUGGCUGCUGAGGGAUCAUCUGUUGGACUGAUCAAUGCAAUCCAGCCAGAUUGCAGCAAUGCAGCAUCUGCUGAUUCCAUGAUGAGCAGCAAAACCGAUUCAAUUCUGUGUUUUACAGCAAGGCAAGCCCAUUCAAGCGUAUCAUUUUCUGGCCUUACUGGAGAGAGUAGUGCAGGAGAUUACCAAGAUUGUGGGUCUUCGUCAAUGCUUCUCAUGGGAGAACCUUCUUGGUGUCCUCCAUGUGCUGAGAGCUCUUUUCAAUCAGCAACUCGAAGCAAUGCGGUCAUGCGUUACAAGGAAAAGAAGAAGACACGGAACUCAGUAUCAUAAUCCAUAAACUGUGUAUUUUAGUCAAUCCUGCCAUUGAAGGAGUUCUUUUCACUUUGCUUCUCUAGUAAGGAAACAUGGACUUGCGUCGUGUGCCUGCAUCUGUGUAUAUUUAUCAACAAUCAAUUGGAAAGUCGCUAAACGUUUUAUUUUACUGCUGGUCUUUGUUUUCACCUAAUUUUUCUAAAAAUAAAUAAAUAAAUCAUUGUUCCAUUCUACAUGUUGAAGGAAUUUAUGUAUUUAACUUUGUCCUUGUUUCAUGAUAGGUUUGAUAAGCAAGUGAGAUAUGCCUCUCGCAAGGCAACAGCUGAUGUGAGAAAGCGCGUAAAGGGACGCUUUGUCAAAGCCGGUGAUGCCUAUGAUUAUGAUCCAUUGAACCAUACCAGAAGCUGCUGAGAGUACAGUUUUCUUAACCAUGUUUAAAACAAUGCAAAGGAAAGAAAAACAAGAUGUUAAUUAGAAAGAAAUGGUUUUCCUUACCUAAAAAUAAAGAUUGAUGCUUAGUACUCUUUCUUUCAACUAGUUAAAGAUUAAAUGACAAGCUGUAUGGUUUGAUCACAGGACUCCAGGUUUCUAUCAGAAGUUGGAUGCAAAAACCUGAAAAAAAAUUGCCAUGAAUAAAUCGCAGUGGCAUGGUCCCCCGUAUAAAGAUCGAUGGAUCACAUGACAUCUGGUGGCAAGAUCUUCCCAGAUUGUCUUUGCUGUCAAACCAAGCUGUGGGUUUCCAGCACCUGCGAUAAAACGUACAAGCAAGCUCACCUCAGUUCUUUUUAGUACAAAAUGAGAAUGCUAAUUGAUCCUCCCAAGUCUUAUUUUAUGUUCCAGUGUUGGUUUAUGCUAACAAGUUUUAACCUUAAGCUGUUCUCUGCGCUUCUAUAAAAGCAGCGGCGGCUGCUGCCGCCAUGACAUGCUAACUUAAAAUGUCCAAUCACAGCUGAAUUUCAUGCAGCUGUAAUUUUGUUCUUCUUGCUUCCUAUUCAUAAAUGCAUAGCUUAGAUCCUUUGAAUGUACAGUAUAGGAUUUAACUGUUUUGCACUUAGGAUGAAAUCUUGUUACCUGUACAAAGUAGAAAAAAAGCAAAAAUUCGUUACAUUCUUUUGUUUCCCCUAACUGAAUGCGAACAGAGAUUAUUUUUAUAUUUUAUAUAUGUAUGUUUUAAAA
This is a messenger RNA of Gossypium raimondii (Peruvian cotton), 2530 nucleotides long. Its product is annotated as zinc finger protein CONSTANS-LIKE 9. The record is from RefSeq and is a predicted model, not a curated record. The transcript has 5 exons. NCBI's taxonomy places the organism in Eukaryota, Viridiplantae, Streptophyta, Magnoliopsida, Malvales, Malvaceae. Gene Ontology annotation, molecular function: zinc ion binding; protein binding. Bases 263 to 1372 code for a protein of 369 amino acids.